CUCCGUCAACUAAUGUCAUUUUACACAAACGAAGAGUCAAGAGCUCAUUAUGUUUGGCGUCGAGAUAAAUUAUGAAAUUAAUUUAUUUACUUAAAAAGAUGAAAUAAAAAGCAGCAAAAUGUAUAUUUUAAAAGCUUGUGCGGUGUGUUUCAGCACUGAUGUAAAGUUAUAUAGCCUGAAUCUUGGGCAAUUACGACAGGAAUUCCACUUGAUUUCUGGUAUUCAGACAAGCUGUGGGGACGGUUUGCCGGACUAUUUAUGUUACCAAUGCACCGCUCUUGUUAGAAGCUUCAAGCGGUUUCGAGAUAAAUGCCAUCGAGCUCGCUACGCCUUGAAAGAGUUGUUGUCUAUUAAAAAACAGAUUAAUGCAUCAGAUUUAAACAACGUCAACCGCAGUCUCCUUGGUAUAUCUCCAACUCUUUCGUACAUGAGCUUAGAUAAAACACAUUGUGAACAAGCUAAGUUUCAAUGGAAGAAAUUGAACCACAUAGACUGGUGGAGUAAAUCUAAGGGAGAUCCUUGCCCCGUUGCCCACUGCAGUACACUGACCAGCGAUGAUACAUUUAAUAUACAACCUCCUUUACCAGUGGAAAUUGAGUUUACAGAAAAUAAUAUCAAAACUGAUAAGGAAGAGCCAAUAAAUGAAGAACUAGAUAUUAGCUAUGAGCCAAGCAAAGAUGAAACUGUUGAUUCGCAAAUGACUGAAAACACAGAUGUUGAUAAUUCAUUUGUGGACAACGAUAAUUAUGAGAGUGAUAACCAGGUGCUGAAUGAAUAUUCUAAUGCAAUGUGUAAAGUAGAAGCCACGGCUGAUGGAGCAGAAGGCUCUAAAAAUGAUGAAGAAUAUGCAACCAUGAUAGCUAUCUCCCUAAAAGAGGCUAAGGCAGCAAUUGAAGUGUACAAAAUGUUCUCUCUCGGUAAAUUUCGCUGUGAGAUAUGCCAUAAGGCUUAUUACAAUGAAAACAGAUUGAAAAUACAUUUACGUAUGCAUGAUAAGCAUGUUAGCGGCAGUUACCGCUGCACAUUGUGUGAGUAUUACUACAAAACGGAGUUCUUGCUUAAAACUCACAUGACUGAAAAACAUAUGUUUAAGUAUUUAUGUAAGAAGUGCCCUGAAGUAAGUUUUGAUAGAACAUCAGCCAAACAACAUUACAUUUGGACGCACUUACAAAAAGGAAGCAAGAAAGACGCCAAUUGGUAUGAGUCGAGACCAAGCUGGCUGAGCAAAACGGGCGGGAAGAGAAUAAAAGGCGUUGUCACACUAAGACCAGUAAAAAAAAUGAAGAAAGUUCCAGAAGACUUCCUCAUUUACUCUCCGAUAGCCCAUGAAGAACAGUACACAUUGGUUCAGGAGCGCCAAAAGUCGAGGAACUAUCAAGAAGCGAAAUACAAAUGUCAUCUGUGUUACAGAGGGUUUAGAGUUAUGUCUACUUAUACUAAACAUAUGAAGAAACAUGAUCCUGAGCAAUCAGGUUACCUACAGUGUGAUAUGUGCAAGCUGCAGUUUACCGACCACAGGAAGAUGUACAAGCACAUGAAUAUCACACAUCUCUACAAAUACUCCUGCCAAAUGUGUAGCUUCGUCUGCUAUAACAGAGGCCAAGCGCAAAUGCACUACAGAUGGCAUAAAAACGUGACGUAUUCCUGUCCUCAUUGUAAUAAAGAGUUUAUGAAGGCAUCGACUCGUCUAACACACAUACGAGUGAAGCAUCCCUCCAUGAAUCUGUGCAACCUCUGCGGACACAGCUUCGUCAGCGAUACCGGACUGUACUGUCACAAGCAAAUAGCACAUACUAAGGAGGAGAUAGAGUUAAGCAGUAAGGUAGUGGCCAACCCUGCAGACCCGAGCUACUGCGCGGACUGCAACAUCCAGUUCGUGAGCGCGGCCGCGUACGACACACAUCUCGGCAGCUCGUACAAACACGCCACUACCAAUGUGUCCAGCAAGCCCAGCCGCGCGGGGCGCGAGCGCGCGGAGGCGGGGCGCGGGGCGCGCGGCCGCCCGCGCCGCGGCGUCUGCUCCGAGAUCGUCAACAACGGGGUCACCACCUCCACCACCUGCGAAGUGUGCGGCAAGUUCCUAGCGAAUGACGUGCAAGCUCGCAAACACUACGAGUCCGAACACCCCGACACCGAGUUCCUCAAGCGAUACAUGUGCGACGUCUGUGGACAUACCACUAGGCAAUACGCGAACCUGAUAGUCCACAUGCGCACACACACGAACGAGAAACCAUACGGGUGUCCGCACUGCGACCGGCGGUUCAACAUGCCUAGUAAUAGGGACAGGCACCUUGUCGUCCACACGGGGGAGAAGCGCUACCAGUGCCAGCACUGCAGCCGCCGCUUCACGCAGAGCUCGGCCGUCAAGCUGCACAUACAGACCGUGCAUCUCAAGAUACCCUACGCGCCAUGGAACAAGAAGAACCGCAAGCGACGGAAGGAGCUGGAAUCGGCCGGUAUGUCAACACCUCUCACCCUGCCGCCGGUCCCACACAAGCUGACGGCAUACGAAACGCCCGGGGACUACCUCAACGCGUACAUCACUUAUAACGACGAAUAACAACCUGUAUCUGUGAGUCUGACAUACCGUCAUUGUUAAAAAAAUGUAGCAAAAAAUACAUCUGAACCUACCACGAUAAAUUAUAGUUAUAUUAUUGCGGUUGUUGAAUAGAGAUGGCGCUGCACGCCAUGUAUUACGCUCUCGUGCUUUCAGAACUAUAAUAAUACUUGAUUGCGGUAGACCCCUAUAUAGUUGAGGUUUGUAACGUGUUCGUGAAUUUAACAGAAACCAGAGCGUAAGCUCCUUUAGGCAAUUGACAUGACGACAAACGUCCACAUUGAUAGAAACGACUCAUUUGAAACAUAUUAUCUAGAUACUUCAAUCAACUAGUUCAAUUUGCUAUUUUGACCUGUGUCAACAUGCGGACCUCUAAAAAGUACCAGGUUUUUUUCCUUGAAGUUAUCCCGUGACAUUAACUCAAAUGUAUGGAGAUAAAUUUCCUAUACCAAGUCAUGUGACUAACACUUUUUCAAAAAUAACUGCAAUUCGAUCAACGUAUACAACUGCACAAAUAUAAUUUGCCUUGAAAUCAAUAUCUAUUUGAUUUAUAUGAGAUUAAAUAUGAAUUAUGUUCUUCAGUCUUUUUUAGAAAAGUUUUACAACAAAAUAGUUUUUCUAUAUACACCGCAUCAUACAAAUUGCCUCAGAGAUUUCUUCCAAUUGUGUAUAAUAGUAUACUAGUGAAAUGUAUUUCUAGUUAAGAUAGAUAAAUAAAUAUGACUGCGAAAAAGGUAAAUAUAAUCUCACUGUAGAUAUUUCGAUGUAUGAAUGGUUGUGGAAAGUGAAAAAAUCUUUAUUCAGUAUUAAGUCUAAUGCUAGAAGGAUGUUAUUCAUGUAUGAAAGAAAGUUUGAAAAUAAGUUAUAGUGAAAGUUGGCAUAUUUUGCUAAAUUACUGUCGAAUUGCGGUACAGUCAGCAAUAAAAGUCGGUUAUAACAAGUUUAAAAAAAACGCAAUGAAUUUCAAAAAGUUGUUUUUGUUUCUUAUCUGUCGCUGGAUACGCUUGACACCUAAAAAUAGUUUAAAUAGCACUAAACUCUUAUAGUUUUCUAAAUAUCGGGUAGUUUGCACAUUUUGUAAAUCUGUUUAGUUCAAUGACUUUUUUGCUGACCAUACGAGCUACUUCGACGGUGAUAGCUCGUAAAAUAUAUCUUCCAUUGUCUAUAUCAAGCAAUAUUAGAAAUGCCUACGAUAUAUGUACUAAUUAACAUUAAGCUGAAAUAAAUUAUAUUCACCAGAAGUGAAGCAGGCUAGAUAUAAUAAUAUAGCAAUAAUUAUUUAAUGUUGGGAGCCCAUUGAAAACAUAAUCCGUGCAUUUAUCAGCAUUUCUUUCAAUAAUAAUUAUUAAUUAAGAAGAGUAAAAAAAUAUCUAAAAAAGCAAAAUUUUGCCUUUCAAACCAAAUUGUUUAAAAUCUCUUCAGCUAAUAAGUAAGAACUUUGAGAUUAAAUAUUUGAUAUUGAAUUACCAUAAAAACAAUGUUUUUCUUAUUAUCUCAUAGAGUCUAACCAGAAUCAGACUUUCAUUUCAUUUGUCACUUUCCUAUAAUUUUUUUUUUAAUCGUUAUUGUUGUUUUCCAUUGAUUUUAACCGUAGCGUAAAUACAUGUCGACUAGUUUCGGUCACGCCAUCUCCAAUUCUGCGGUGUUGUCCGAAAUUAGUCGGACGAUUCGAAUAAAUGUGCAUGAGAAAUACGUUUAAAAUAAAUAUUUAAUACUACAAAACCAAAUGCAGUAUAGUAUCUAUGUAUACCCAUGUUUCACGAUUCUUCCAGUCCUAUAUGUUAAAUCAUUAUUCUUGAUAUACGGUAUUAAGCAUAGAUAUUUAUUUACACUACAAACCAGCAAUAAAUAGAAUUAUAUUUAUUAUACUUGUGUUUUGUGUGUCGUGGUAUCAUUUAGGGUCUUUUCACAGUUGUGCCCUUUUUAUAUAUAUUUUAAGUGGUUUUUAGAAUGUACGAAAUUACGUAGCGUGUUUAUAUUAGAGCACUAGUUUUAAGAUUAUAUAAUCAUUGAUUUUAUGCGCAAUGUAUUAUUCGCCUUCGAAAUAAAUAUUAUUUUUUAAUAA
This is a messenger RNA of Trichoplusia ni (cabbage looper), 4622 nucleotides long. RefSeq names its product zinc finger protein 420-like. Gene Ontology annotation, molecular function: DNA-binding transcription factor activity, RNA polymerase II-specific; RNA polymerase II transcription regulatory region sequence-specific DNA binding; zinc ion binding. NCBI's taxonomy places the organism in Eukaryota, Metazoa, Arthropoda, Insecta, Lepidoptera, Noctuidae. Bases 119 to 2560 code for a protein of 813 amino acids. The transcript is spliced from 14 exons. Gene Ontology annotation, cellular component: nucleus. The record is from RefSeq and is a predicted model, not a curated record. Gene Ontology annotation, biological process: regulation of transcription by RNA polymerase II.